AGUUCCCCCUGUAGAAACUGUGCCUGAUUUGUGGCCAAUGCUGGAGAUGUACGAAAAGGGAGGAAAACACUAAGCGGGUAGCUAUGGAGAUAGACCGUUUUCCUGGCCGCUUCCUUUGACAGGUGUUGAGUAGGUUAAAAGUCUUCAAACAGAGUCCACCAUGUACGCCAAAGGGAAAGGAGCUGUCGUUCCAUCCGAUAGUCAAGCCAGAGAGAAAUUAGCUUUAUACGUGUACGAGUACUUGUUGCAUGUUGGGGCUCAGAAAUCAGCACAGACCUUCCUUUCCGAGAUCCGAUGGGAGAAGAACAUUACGCUAGGGGAGCCUCCUGGAUUCCUCCAUUCAUGGUGGUGUGUAUUCUGGGAUUUGUACUGUGCCGCUCCAGACCGCCGUGAGACCUGUGAGCACUCCAGCGAGGCCAAGGCCUUCCACGACUAUAGUGCAGCAGCAGCCCCCAGCCCCGUAAUGGGCAACAUGCCCCCCAACGACGGCAUGCCAGGCGGACCCAUGCCCCCUGGUUUCUUUCAGGGGCCUCCCGGCUCGCAGCCGUCACCACACGCACAGCCUCCCCCACACAAUACCAGCAACCCCAUGAUGGGACCACACGGCCAGCCUUUUAUGUCUCCACGGUACCCUGGUGGACCACGGCCGUCUCUUCGCAUGCCAAAUCAGCCUCCCGUAGGUGUUCCAGGAUCACAACCACUCCUGCCAAACAGUUUGGACCCAACCAGACCACAAGGACAUCCUAACAUGGGCGGUCCAAUGAGAAUGAAUCCUCCCAGAGGGAUGGGUGGCAUGGGCCCUCAGAACUAUGGUGGUAUGAGGCCUCCUCCAAACUCUCUUGGUGGUCCAGGCAUGCCCGGAAUGAACAUGGGACCUGGAGGACGUGGCCCCUGGCCAAACCCCAAUGCUAACUCGAUAGCAUACUCCUCCUCGUCUCCAGGCAACUACGUGGGUCCUCCGGGAGGAGGUGGUCCACCAGGAACUCCCAUAAUGCCAAGCCCAGGAGACUCCACAAACUCCAGUGAAAAUAUCUACACGAUGAUGAACCCUAUUGGACCAGGAGGAAACAGACCCAAUUUCCCCAUGGGUCCCGGUCCAGAUGGACCAAUGGGUGGCAUGGGUGGCAUGGAACCCCAUCAUAUGAACGGAUCGUUAGGCUCUGGUGACAUGGAUGGGUUGCCAAAGAACUCCCCCAACAACAUGGCAGGCAUGAACAACCCACCGGGCACACCGCGGGAUGACGGAGAAAUGGGAGGAAACUUCCUCAACCCAUUCCAAAGUGAAAGUCCUUCUGGGAUGCCCCACGAGCAGAGGACUCACAUGAAAGUGGCCCAUCCCAGCUUGUGCAAAAUGGCCAGCGGCAACAGGAAACAGCCCCAGAGCCACAGGAAGAGCUUGUUGACUGAAUCUCCCUGCCUCCCGGACUUCCUCUCUGGUUCAGGACAUUAACGGGGCUCAACACACAUAUGAAGGCAGGUGUGUGUGUGUGUGCGCGCGCGCGUGUGUGUGUGAGAGCAGCUUAACUGGGCUGCAUACUUUAUGAUCUUUAUGAACUCACUCCACUUUUUUUGACUCUUUUUUUUUUUUGUGGAAAAUAUCUGCACCUUUUUCCUCCAUUUUAUUUUGUAAAUGCAAGAGGAAACUCAUUCGGCAAUGAGCGUUUUCAUUAUUCUGUGUAUGUAUUGUAUUAUUAUCAAUUGUUGAUUUUAUUUUUAUUAAUAUUGUAAUGAUGGUUAUUGAUUAGGUUUUAAUCUUUUUUUUUUUUUUGAAAGGGGCACAUUGUAUGUAUGUAAACCAUGAAUUUGACCGAAAAAGCACACAUCCAUAAUGCACAAUAACGUGUCGUGACUUUUGCAGUAAGUCUACACCACGUUUUGUGUUUGCUGUGAAAUCUUACCUCCUGCAGAUUAAAAAGGUAGCGCACCUUUUAUUCUACGUCUCUAGUAUACAGGUUUCACUGUCCCUGUUGAGUGAAGGACCGAGGCCAAGAGGUGCGAGGCCCAAACCAGCAGCGACUUUAACCUCUCAGACCAGCAUGUGUGUCUUGACCACACGUUUUGGAGUCUCAAACUAUCUGUAGAGGGGAAGUGAUGUCAUACCAGAGCCGAAAACAUGCAGUUAUACUAGUAACCAUUGCUAAACUUGACUCAAACACAUGACACCGUGAUUCACACCUUAUUUAUUCGUUGUUUUUGUUUGUUGAUUUAUCGCGCACACGUCUCGCAUGCGACCCGUCAGGACAUAUUGUACACAUGUAAAUAUGCCAGUCUAAGAUACCUCCUGAAGAUUUGUAUCCUUCUGUCCCUCGCCAGAGACCCAUAUGCUUUCCUUUUGCAUGAAUCUGAACAGGUCACAUGACAUUUCACCACAAAUGAGGUCCCCCUGGGCUCGGUGCUCAAUAUACUGGAUACUUUUUCAGGUGUGGAACAAAAUCCUCCUCCUCAAACACAUCUUGUUAAUUAUGAGCCCUAUACUACACCCAAGAGUGACACACACGCCCUGAAAAGUGAAGCCAAAACAUUUUGAUCGCCCCCUGGUGGUUGGCUGCGGUAUAGGUCCUAAACCCCGCCCUCUCCAUGUAUCGAACGGGACGCGAGCCAAACUAAAAAAAAAAUCCAAUUAUACUUCAAUUAAUAUUUUCCCAAAGAUGGGUUCUGUCAUUUUAGGUAGUUCUCAUCGUGCAUGACGUAUGCUCAAGAGUUUGAUUUUCCAGUAAGUUUGGUUUUAGUUUGCGAUUUAGUCUACGGGAGCGGCCCAUUCUCAGGAUCACUCCUGGAUCACUCCUGACCUAUUGAACGGCCAUUUCUGAGCUAUUUUGGCUUCAUUUUUCUACAGUGGAAGAAAGUGGAGCCACGUCAUCCAUCUUUUUUUUACUGUCUAUGAUUACACUGCAUAUAAUGUGCAAAAACAUGCGAUGUCAGCAACAUCCAGACUUUUUCUAAACUUGAAAUGAAAUGAAGGGUAGGUAACAUGACAUCCAGGGACUACUGAAUGAGGGAUAAAUGUGCCCGCCUGCCUUUUUCUCCCCCUCUCUCUCUCUGUUUUGUCUAUUACAUUGGGUAUAUCUGUUGUGUCCUUUAAACAAAAUGUGUUUUUGGAGUUCUCAGUUAAGUGGUUAUUAAGGGUCAGAAGGAACCGGUAAAUAUCAGAGCUAAAUGCUAAAAUCCUCCUGCUGAUCACAUACACACAGAUUACUCAUAAAGCACCGUUUUUUUUAGUUUUCCACAGCUCAACGACACGAUGUACACCGAGAAACACACAUUUAUACAGUGUUUAUCUUAUUUUAUUACUUUCUUUCUUUGUAAAUACUGUAAAAUGCAUUUUGAUAUCAUUGACAUGUUUUGAUAUUUCAGUCACUACCAAUGAAUACUACGAGAUCUUGGGGGUAGUUGGAAAAAAAAAAAUGUAAAGAGUCGCCAUUCUCUGUCCUUGACUCUGUCCCACUGUACAGAUGUACUAAAUCAUGCAAAUGUAAAGAUUUUGUCAGCCUCUACUUAGUAAACGACGUCUGAGCGCUCGUGUUUUAGGAAAGUAACCAGUACCGUUCGCUCCUCGUAGACCAGACACACGGGAGGAUGCAUCCGUUCUCUCUCGGACGUGUCCUCACUUUGCACUUUCCAGACAGCAGCCCACCUUUUAACACAUUGCCUAUGUGGACAUACAUGAACACAGGAAGUUGUCUCUUUAUGUGCAAAAGGGACCACGCAUUGCAAACUUUACUAUGAAGGAUUUUUAUCUAUUUAAAUUUUAAAAAAAUGAACAAAAAAAGGGUGAGGAUUUAAAAAAAAAUAAUAAUAAAACGGAGGGAAAUGUCCUUGCCGUUCUCUUGAGAUAGUGUUUUCUAGGUUGCAGUCUCUCUUCUCCUCGGCCAGUCCUCUGUAUGUAAACCACUCACGUCGUUGGCCAUCUCUGUAAUUCUAUUGUGACGCUGUACGAUACUGUAACAUUAGCGAAGAGACGAGGUGCGGAGGGGCUUCAGAUGUGGGAAAGGAAAAAAAAAACCUCCACCGUUGUUCUUUCUGGCAAACGAAAAGCAGUAUUGAGUAUAAAGCAGUCUGUCUCCUGGGUUUGCUUUGUAUUUCAUGUUUAGGGUAGUUUGGAUCCUUGUCUUAGGGACUCUUUCUGUCUUGUGUAGUAAAUUAAGAUGUUCUUUGUAUGUUUCUUUAUAUUGUAAAGUUACUUUUAGAUUUAAAAGUUGCUUAUUAAAAAAAAAGGAUGGAAAAAGUGCUUCAAUAAUGUAUUUUUUUGCUCUCUCUGAUUUCUUUUUUUUCAUGGAGUUGUUGCUUUUUUUUUUUUUUUUUUGCUUGUCCCUUCGUUGUAGAUACAAAUUUAAGACUAAUAAAAUAACAUAACCCCUUUUA
Messenger RNA from Pimephales promelas (fathead minnow), 4362 nucleotides. Its product is annotated as single-stranded DNA-binding protein 2. NCBI's taxonomy places the organism in Eukaryota, Metazoa, Chordata, Actinopteri, Cypriniformes, Leuciscidae. The record is from RefSeq and is a predicted model, not a curated record. Gene Ontology annotation, cellular component: nucleus. Gene Ontology annotation, molecular function: protein binding; single-stranded DNA binding. Gene Ontology annotation, biological process: positive regulation of transcription by RNA polymerase II.